GGAUUCCCGCCUACAUCGUGGUGCCCCGGACAGCCCCACAGUGUAAGCAAGCCGCCAUCCGCGCCUACGGUGCCACGGUGGUGCCAUGUGAGCCCAGCGACAAGUCCAGAGCUGAGACGGCAUCACGUGUAGUUCAGGAGACAGGAGGAGUCAUGGUGCACCCCAACCAGGAGCCGGCAGUGAUCGCAGGGCAAGGCACAAUCGCCCUGGAGGUGCUGGAGCAGGCGCCUGAGGUAAAUGCAGUGGUGGUUCCCGUUGGAGGCGGAGGAAUGAUUGCAGGAAUAGCAGUUGCCAUCAAGGCUCUGAGACCAGAUGUGAAAGUGUUUGCCGCUGAGCCCUGCAACGCAGAUGACUGCUACCAGUCCAAGCUAAGAGGGGAACUGACCCCCAACCUUCGCCCUCCGGAUACCAUCGCGGAUGCAGUUAAAACCAGCAUUGGACCAAACACGUGGCCCAUCAUCAGGGAUUUGGUUGAUGAUGUCCUGACAGUCUCAGAGGAAGAAAUCAAGCAAGCCACACGGCUGGUGUGGGAAAGGAUGAAGCUGCUAAACCCAACAGCAGGCGUGGGAGUGGCGGCCGUGCUCUCGGAACAGUUCCAGGCAGUCCCCCGGGACGUGGAGAACGUUUGUGUCGUGCUGUGUGGGGGCAACGUGGACCUGAGUUCCCUGACCUGGCUCACAGACCUCUCUGGGAAACGGAAUGAGAACAGAGCGGUGUCUUGAGCCACACUCUGAGUUUGUACAUUCUGUUUUGUGUGCAACUAAAAAGCAGAUGAA
Apaloderma vittatum (bar-tailed trogon) is the source of this 776-nucleotide messenger RNA. RefSeq names its product serine racemase-like. Gene Ontology annotation, biological process: D-serine biosynthetic process; pyruvate biosynthetic process; L-serine metabolic process. Gene Ontology annotation, molecular function: threonine racemase activity; serine racemase activity; L-serine ammonia-lyase activity. NCBI's taxonomy places the organism in Eukaryota, Metazoa, Chordata, Aves, Trogoniformes, Trogonidae. The record is from RefSeq and is a predicted model, not a curated record.